GACUCGCGCGCACGUGGACUCCCAAAAACGCGAACGACGAUGACUAGCGAAACGGCCAAGGCAAAAUCGAAAUUGGCGAUCCUUUCGUCGUCUUUUUCAGAACUAGAAUCGCAGCUCGAGCCAUUGUUCUCCCAGACCCUACCCGAAACUCUUUUGUCCUUGGAGCCUAUCGAACAGGCAAAACUGCAAACACUUCUCACCUAUGUCACCUAUGACCUAGUUUUCAUUUACCUUAAGUCCAGGGGAAUCGAUCCAAAGACUCAUCCCGUAAUAUCAGAACUAGACAGAAUAAAAGGAUACUUUGAAAAGAUUGACAAAGCCGAAAAGCCAGAAACUAGGCAUAUCGAAAUUGACAAGGUCGCCGCUGGACGAUUCAUCAAGCAUGUUAUCACACAAGCCAAGCUAGGUCGGCCUCCCGGCGAAGCGUCUGCAGAGCCGACGCCUGGUCCGUCCAACGUUCGUGUUCCGGUCAAAGUUACUGCAAAAAUGCUCGAACGACAACAAUACGAGAAGGAGAUGAAGGAGCGCGAUGCCGCAGAAGGCAGCGAAGAAAGCGAUUUGGAAGUGUUUGACGAGGAAAAGAUGGAUGAGGAUAAUAACGAAAAGGUCGUUGACGUUAAAGGUAAGGGAAAAGCUAAGGAACAGAACGAAGAAAGUCAGCUAGCCGCCGACGCUUCCGCAACUCCUGGAGCGAAACGAAGAAGAGCCACUGUUGAUCCUUUCGCUGGGUACGGAGAUGACAGAACUUCAACCAAUCAGCCAACUGGAGCGUCAAGCAAAAACUCUGAUCAUCAGACUAAGCCAAAGAAGAAGAAACAGAAGAGCAAAGAUUCGACUCCCGCAUCUCGUUCGGGUACUCCCAACGCGAAAGCGGAGAAAAAGGCAAAAAAGAAGGGAACCAGUACAUAAGA
Desarmillaria tabescens is the source of this 911-nucleotide messenger RNA. Its product is annotated as Sas10/Utp3/C1D family-domain-containing protein. Lineage: Eukaryota; Fungi; Basidiomycota; Agaricomycetes; Agaricales; Physalacriaceae. Gene Ontology annotation, molecular function: DNA binding; RNA binding. The transcript is spliced from 5 exons. Bases 40 to 909 code for a protein of 289 amino acids. Gene Ontology annotation, biological process: regulation of gene expression; maturation of 5.8S rRNA. Gene Ontology annotation, cellular component: nucleolus; exosome (RNase complex). The record is from RefSeq and is a predicted model, not a curated record.